AUGGUUGGGACUACUUUCAAGGACUGGUGUCGUUAUUUUCAGUACAAGGAAGGUGCAAACGAGGAGGACAGGGAUAAGAAUAGAGCCGACGCCCGCAACGCUCUCUUGGUAGUUGCGACCCUUAUAGCUGCCGUGACCUUCCAAGCUGGGGUUAACCCCCCUGGCGGUGUAUGGCAGGAAACCAACGAUUACCAUACGGCAGGCACUGCUAUCUGUGCAUCUGACUCAGAUGCCUACUACGUUUUCUUGACUUCCAACACCCUAGCCUUUUCUGCAGCGGUACUUGUCAUUAUGUCUCUCACGCAUAAUUUUCCUUUCAAGUUUGAAGUAAGGGUUGCUGGCGUUUCAAUGAUUAUAACUUAUGGAUCUGCAAUCUUUGCUGUUACCGGAGAUGAAGACAAAUUUCAACUCGCCUUGAUCACAGCUGCUGCGCCUUUAAUUUUGCGGUGCUUGAUCCAGCUGUUGGUUAAGUUGAAAAACAGGGAACCUGAGCCUCCAUGCUUGAUCCAGGCAUUUGUCGGACCUAGGAACAAGACAGCAGAGCCCCCGAAAGACCAGACCCAGCAAGCAAAACCUUAG
Molecule: messenger RNA, 579 nt
Organism: Theobroma cacao (cacao)
Lineage: Eukaryota; Viridiplantae; Streptophyta; Magnoliopsida; Malvales; Malvaceae
Cellular component (GO): plasma membrane
Source: RefSeq, a predicted model, not a curated record